Parnassius apollo (apollo) is the source of this 543-nucleotide messenger RNA. Lineage: Eukaryota; Metazoa; Arthropoda; Insecta; Lepidoptera; Papilionidae. The record is from the annotation of a GenBank genome assembly.
AUGAGCAGUGCACGCGCCACACGCGUGCCGCUAUCACGCCGCGCCGCCGCCCUACGCCGUGUUCACGCUCAAGGUACGUGUGCAGUGCACGCGCCACGCGCGUGCCGCUACCACGCCGCGCCGCCGCCUUACGCCGUGUUCACGCUCAUGGUACGUGAGCAGUGCACGCGCCACACGCGUGCCGAUAUCACGCCGCGCCGCCGCCCUACGCCGUGUUCACGCUCAAGGUACGUGUGCAGUGCACGCGCCACACGCGUGCCGCUAUCACGCCGCGCCGCCGCCUUACGCCGUGUUCACGCUCAAGGUACGUGUGCAGUGCACGCGCCACACGCGUGCCGCUAUCACUCCGCGCCGCCGCCCCACGCCGUGUUCACGCUCAAGGUACGUGCGCAGUGUACGCGCCACGCACGUGCCGCUACCACGCCGCGCCGCCGCCCUACGCCGUGUUCACGCUCAUGGUACGUGAGCAGUGCACGCGCCACACGCGUGCUGAUAUCACGGCGCGCCGCCGCCCUCCGCCGUGUUGCCGCUCACGGUACGUGA